AUGGUCAAACUGUUGAAGGGGAUUUGGUAUAGUAAUGAAACCCGGGACGCACGGCAGCUCAGUCAGACACGCUCAGAGCUGAAUAACAAGAGGCUGAGGGUACUGGAGACCUCUGAGGCACAGACACAGAGCAGGACAGCUGGCACACAGUGAGGUGGCACAUAUCGCCAAAGGGCUCAUGGGAAAAAUAAGCAGAGGGGCUUAAAGGGUCUUGAACUUAAGGCUAAAGGUUGAAGUGAAGAUGACCGAGCGCUAUGACUGUCACUACUGUAAGGAGUCUCUGUUUGGGAAUAAAUAUGUUCUGCGUGAGGACAACCCAUACUGUGUGAAGUGCUAUGAAAGUCUGUACUCCAACACCUGUGAGGAAUGCAAGAAACCCAUCGGCUGCAACAGCAGGGAUCUGUCCUACAAAGACCGUCACUGGCAUGAAGACUGUUUCCACUGCUUCCAGUGCAAGCGUUCACUGGUGGACAAGCCUUUCUCCACCAAAGAUGAGCAGCUGCUGUGCACCGAGUGUUAUUCGAACGAGUAUUCAUCUAAAUGCCAUGCAUGCAAGAAGACCAUCAUGCCUGGCUCCAGGAAGAUGGAACAUAAAGGAAACAGCUGGCAUGAAACCUGCUUCAGCUGCCAGCGCUGCCAACAGCCAAUUGGCACCAAGAGCUUCAUCCCUAAAGACAACAAUAACUACUGCGUGCCGUGUUACGAAAAGCAGUUUGCCAUGCAGUGUGUUCAUUGCAAGAAGCCAAUCACCACCGGAGGUGUGACCUAUCAUGACCAGCCAUGGCACAAGGACUGUUUCUUGUGUACUGGCUGUAAGCAGCAGCUGUCUGGUCAGCGCUUCACCUCCCGUGAUGACUUCGCUUACUGUCUCAACUGCUUCUGUAACUUGUAUGCCAAAAAAUGUGCCUCAUGCACCACCCCCAUCAGUGGACUUGGGGGAAGCAAGUACAUCUCGUUUGAGGAACGCCAGUGGCACAAUGACUGUUUCAACUGUAAGAAGUGCUCAGUGUCUCUGGUGGGCAGAGGUUUUCUAACCGAGAGAGAUGACAUCCUGUGUCCUGACUGUGGCAAAGACAUAUAAACCAGUAGUCUACAACAUGAAGGCACACGUGGUGUUGCUUAACCAAAGCGAAAAGCAUAAAUACAGCAUGAGAGUGACGAAUACAUGAAAAUAUAGCGAAUAUUUUGCUAGCAAAAUGUUUAAUAGUCUAUCAAUAUAGGAAGUGGCAGAUUAUCUUUGUUUUAGUAGAGUUAUAUGAGCUGGUGAAGACUGAAAAGAAAUUAUUAUAGAGAUUCAAUUGAAAUUGUAUUAUGUGUUAUAUAGCAUACAGUAUGUCUUAACUUAAAAAUAGUUGUUUGUUAUGCAUCCAGUUAUUGAUUAAUUCUAAAUAACUUGAAUAUAACCAAUAGUAACCAAUAUCAUUAAAGAUUAUUGAAACAAAUUGA
Paramisgurnus dabryanus is the source of this 1446-nucleotide messenger RNA. RefSeq names its product four and a half LIM domains 2a (gene fhl2a). NCBI's taxonomy places the organism in Eukaryota, Metazoa, Chordata, Actinopteri, Cypriniformes, Cobitidae. The record is from RefSeq and is a predicted model, not a curated record. Gene Ontology annotation, cellular component: nucleus; Z disc. Gene Ontology annotation, molecular function: transcription coregulator activity.